Molecule: messenger RNA, 2056 nt
Organism: Prunus mume (Japanese apricot)
Lineage: Eukaryota; Viridiplantae; Streptophyta; Magnoliopsida; Rosales; Rosaceae
Product: putative serine/threonine-protein kinase At1g01540
Biological process (GO): protein phosphorylation
Molecular function (GO): protein kinase activity; ATP binding
Source: RefSeq, a predicted model, not a curated record
UCAAAAAGCAGAAGCAGCAGCAGCCAGCAGCCAGCAGCUACUUGUAGACACAGCAGAUCCUUUUCCGAUUCCAAAGAGUCCCAUCACGCCAGCUGCCAUUAACCUUUUCCACUAUUUCUUCUUAUUCUCUCUCUCUCACUAAGCUCUUAACUCUUCUUAAGCUCUCCCUUCUUGCAAAGCCACAGCUUCACACUUCUUCACACUUCUUCACACUGACCCAUCAAACACAGCUCAUGAGAAAGCAACAGAAUUUGAAAUGUCUGAUAACCAAACAGAGCACAUGAGCGACCACCUCUCGGAGCAGACCUCAAUUUUUGGUCUUCGUUUGUGGAUCGUUCUUGGGGUUUGCGUUGGAGCUGCUUUUGUGCUCGUUUUGUUUAUCAUUUCCCUCUGGUUGGCCUCCAAGCGAUCCAAGAACAAAACUUUACAAAAACCCACAAUCCCAAUUGUCUCCAAAGAGAUCCAGGAGAUCAGGGUCGACCAUGUUCGGACCCAAGUCCAAGCUUACCAAUAUCCUGAACCCGACCCAAUUCCCAGAAUCGAAAGGCAAGCCUUGCUGACGCCUACAGAGGAUGAGAGCCCAAUUGGGUACCAGAAAGUUCACAUUGAGAUUGGCAAGGACCAUAGGAUUACUUAUCCAAUUGGGUCUUCUUCUUCUCAUGGAAGUGGGGAGGCUCGUGCUGUUGAUCAGGUGGCUAUGGUGGGACCUGAAGUUUCUCACUUGGGUUGGGGACAUUGGUACACUCUGAGAGAGCUUGAGGUUGCAACAAAUGGGUUUGUAGAUGAGAAUGUCAUUGGUGAAGGAGGGUAUGGGAUUGUUUAUCAUGGUGUGUUGGAGGAUAAAACUCAGGUUGCUGUCAAGAACUUGCUCAACAACAGGGGACAAGCUGAGAAGGAGUUCAAGGUUGAAGUUGAGGCAAUUGGACGAGUUCGGCAUAAGAAUUUAGUGAGAUUGCUCGGUUUCUGUGCUGAAGGAGCUCAUAGGAUGCUUGUGUAUGAGUACGUCAACAAUGGGAACUUAGAACAGUGGCUUCAUGGGGAUGUAGGGCCUUCCAGUCCUCUUACUUGGGAGAUUCGAAUGAAUAUCAUACUGGGAACAGCGAAAGGGUUAACAUAUCUUCAUGAAGGAUUGGAACCCAAGGUUAUUCACCGUGAUAUAAAAUCGAGCAACAUUUUACUUGACAAGCAGUGGAAUGCCAAGGUGUCAGACUUUGGCCUUGCCAAGCUCAUUGGUUCUGAGAUGAGCUACAUUACAACCCGUGUCAUGGGAACAUUUGGCUAUGUAGCUCCUGAAUAUGCAAGUACAGGCAUGUUAAAUGAGAGAAGUGAUGUGUAUAGUUUUGGAAUUCUUAUCAUGGAGAUAAUAUCUGGGAGGAAUCCAGUUGAUUAUGGCCGGCCACCAGAAGAGGUGAACUUAGUUGAGUGGCUUAAGAAGAUGGUUGCUAACAGGAAUCCAGAGGGAGUGUUGGAUCCCAAGUUAGCUCAGAAGCCUACUUCGAGGGCAUUGAAGCGGGCUCUUCUUGUAGCUUUACGUUGUGUAGAUCCAAAUGCACAGAAGCGGCCAAAAUUGGGACAUAUUGUACAUAUGCUAGAAGCUGAAGAGUCCCCCUUCAAAGAUGAUCGUAGAUCUAGAAGGGCCGCAGAAUGCUCAGAUAGUGACAAUAUGAAGGUUGGGCUGAAAGAGAAGCAAGUAACUGAAUCCGGUGAUAGUAUCGGGUGUGAAAGUGGCAUGCAUGCCGAUAAUACAAGAUGGAGACAUCAAGAAGAAAAGCUGUGAGAAUUUUGCCAAACUUGUUUGAAUACGAGGCUGGCCGUUGCAAAUGGUGACAAAGUUAUCCAGUUACAUGCCUGGCUUUUACAUAGGGUACUACUCUACAUUGUUUGCUGCUUGUGUUUUUUGGUCCAUAUAGUUUCAAAAGAAUGCCUGAUUCAAAUGUUGCCAUUGUUCAGAAAAGCUUUGAGCAUGAGUGUGCCAUGUAAUUUAUUAGUCACAUUAUUGCUCACUUCUGUGAUUCUUAAAUAAAAUUCUUUUCAUAUAUAAAAAAUUCAAUCCAAA